ACAGAAACAAUCACCAAGCAAGCACUCAAGCAGCCAUGGCUGUUCCUCUUUCCCUCCCGUACCAUAGACCAUCCAUGGCUUCUGAAAAAUCUGGAUUAAGGAAUACCAGCACCAAUAAACUAAACGGCACUACAAACGGCAACCCAGUUCUAACACACCCAUGUCUUGUUCUGCUGGAUAAAUGCUCCAACAUGUCGGAACUCAAGCAAAUCCACGCCCAAAUGAUCAGGAUAGGCCUCAUCUCUGAUGUCUUUUCUGCCAGUAGAAUCGUUGCCUUUUGUGCUCUAGAGGAUUCGGGAAGCCUCAAUUACGCUCGUCUAGUCUUCACCCAAAUCCCCAAUCCCACCAACUUCAUCUGCAACUCCAUAAUUAGAGGUUAUACCAACAAGAACUUUCGCCGAGAAGCCAUACUCUUCUAUCGGGAAAUGAUCCAAGAAGGUCUCUUCCCAGAUAGAUUCACAUUUCCGUCAUUGUUUAAAUCUUGUGAGAAUUUGAACGAGGGGAAGCAGUUGCAUUGCCAUUCUGCCAAGUUUGGUUUUGCAUUGGAUUCUUACAUUCAAAACACGUUGAUGAACAUGUACUCAAACUGCGGGAGUUUAGUGUCUGCCCGACAAGUCUUUGAUGAAAUGGUUGAGAAAACUGUGGUUUCUUGGGCCACCAUGAUUGGAUCUUAUGCACAGAGUGAUCGCCCACUUGAAGCCCUGGAGCUUUUCCGCCGGAUGGAUUUCAAUAAGGUAAAGCCUAAUGAGAUUACUUUGGUGAAUGUUUUAACGGCUUGUGCAAGGACUAGACAUUUGGAAACGGGAAAAUGGGUUCACAAGUACAUGGAUGAGACCGGAAUGGGGUCUCAUGUGGUUCUAACCACGGCUCUCAUGGAUGUUUAUUGCAAGUGUGGUUGCUUCUCUCUGGCCAGAGAGUUGUUUGACAAAAUGCUCGAAAGGAACUUGUAUUGUUGGAAUGUAAUGAUAAAUGGACAUGUCGAGGAUAGUGAUUAUGAAGAGGCUUUGCUACUGUUCCGUGAAAUGCAACUUGAGGGUGUAAAACCAGACAAAGUGACGAUGGUGAGCUUAUUGCUGGCUUGUACCCAUUUAGGUGCUCUAGAGCUUGGGAAAUGGCUGCAUCUCUAUAUUGAGAAGGAAAAUAUCGAGAUUGACUUGGUUCUAGGAACAGCACUCGUGGAUAUGUAUGCAAAGUGUGGAAGCAUGGAGACUGCAUCAAUAGUUUUUCAACCAAUGCCUCAGAGAGAUGUUAUGACUUGGACAGCCCUGAUUGUUGGUUUUGCUAUGUCUGGGCAAGGGGAGAAGGCUUUGAAUAUUUUCUAUGAGAUGCAGAGGAGUGGGGUGAAACCCGAUUCAAUUACCUUUGUUGGUGUUUUGGCUGCUUGUAGUCACGCUGGCCUUGUAGAUGAAGGGUACUCACAUUUUGAUUCUAUGUCUAGCCUGUAUGGUAUUCAGCCUAGUGUGGAACACUAUGGGUGCAUGGUUGAUAUAUUAGGUCGAGCAGGCCACAUUGCUGAAGCAGAAGCAUUAAUACGAAACAUGCCAAUGCCACCAGAUAAUUUUGUGCUGGGAGGCCUUCUUGGUGCUUGCCGGAUUCAUGGUAAUCUUAAAGUUGCAGAGAGUGCAGCUCAACAACUUUUAGAACUUGACCCAGACAAUGGUGGAACCUAUGUGCUCCUCUCUAAUAUAUACAGCUCGUUAGGGAAGUGGGAUGAAGCUAAGAAAACAAGGGAACUCAUGGUAGAGAGAAACAUUAAAAAGCCUCCUGGUUGCAGUCUGAUAGAGGUGGAUGGAACUGUUCAUGAAUUUACCAAGGGAGACAAGUCUCACACUCGGUCUUCAGAAAUAAAUGACAUGUUGGAGGAUAUGUUGUGCCGCUUGAAGAUAGCUGGUUACCUUCCCAACAAAUCUGAAGUUCUAUUUGACAUGGGUGAAGAGGAAAAGGAGGAUGCCCUUAGUCGCCACAGUGAGAAGUUAGCAAUUGCCUUUGGGCUCAUAAGUACAACCCAUGGUACACCAAUUCGAAUUGUGAAGAACCUUCGGGUGUGCAGUGACUGCCACUCUGCAACUAAGUUCAUCUCCAGAGUAUACAACAGAGAGAUAAUUGUGAGGGACAGGAAUCGGUUCCAUCGUUUUAAGGAUGGAUCAUGUUCAUGUAAAGACUUUUGGUAAUAUUAUUCUUCUGUACAAUUCAUUCCUAUUUGUCGAUGUAGAAUACUUUGACCUACUAAAGCCAUGGACAAUGUAAUUAAGCUGAAUUUAUUCUAGUUACUUGAAU
Telopea speciosissima is the source of this 2277-nucleotide messenger RNA. RefSeq names its product pentatricopeptide repeat-containing protein At1g08070, chloroplastic-like. Gene Ontology annotation, biological process: RNA modification. The coding region runs from base 36 to 2171 and encodes 711 amino acids. The transcript has a single exon. The record is from RefSeq and is a predicted model, not a curated record. Gene Ontology annotation, molecular function: zinc ion binding; protein binding; RNA binding. NCBI's taxonomy places the organism in Eukaryota, Viridiplantae, Streptophyta, Magnoliopsida, Proteales, Proteaceae.